Molecule: messenger RNA, 1809 nt
Organism: Exophiala viscosa
Lineage: Eukaryota; Fungi; Ascomycota; Eurotiomycetes; Chaetothyriales; Herpotrichiellaceae
Product: fungal-specific transcription factor domain-containing protein
Exons: 5
Coding region: 22-1809 (595 amino acids)
Biological process (GO): DNA-templated transcription; positive regulation of transcription by RNA polymerase II
Molecular function (GO): sequence-specific DNA binding; DNA-binding transcription factor activity, RNA polymerase II-specific; zinc ion binding
Source: RefSeq, a predicted model, not a curated record
GCAACAUGUCAUCGUUGACAUAUGAAUGCUACAAAGAGACACAAAGGUCAUGACAGUCACAAUAGGUCACCAAUUAGUAUGGCCAGAUCAAAUAUCACUGCGUGCUUGCGCUGCCGCCAUAAAAAGAAACGAUGUGACCAACAACUGCCAAAAUGCAGGAUGUGUCAAAAUGCUGGAGUCGAGUGCGUGAGCUACGAUGCUGUGGCCCGGAGACAGAUUCCUAGAAGCUACGUACACAGUCUCGAAGAACGGGUGGCAUAUCUGGAAAUGAAGCUCCAAGAACGUGGCGGCACUGACCUUGACCUUGAUAACGCACCGAUCGAGCAUUCGCCUCAAGCUUUUGACAUCGAAACCUCGCAGACAGCAGAACAUUCGCCACUAGGAGCAAGCACCACUGUACACCUUGCACGGGUGUCAAGUCUGGGAGCCGACGUCACGUUUGGGCAGGUUUCUAAUUUGGUGCAGCGCAAUUCCACUCAUGAACCUGCCUUCCGCAAGGUCUUACUAAGAGAGCUUAUGAACGGAUCGAUGGGCCAACGGCCUCCUCCCAGUGAGACGCCUGGCCAAGACGUCGCAGAAGAGGCGCUCACCUCCCAAGCAAUGACCGAUCUAGACACUUCGCCUGUUGCCCUCCCGACGAAAGAUGGCGCCGAGAGCCUUGUCAAAGCGUAUUUCCAGUUUGCAAACCAGAGUUUGCCCUUGCUACAUGAGCCUACGUUUCGACAAAGAUUGGAUUCGCUGUACGCCAUCCCACGGACGGUAGACUUGAACACAGCUCAGACCAGUAGAGAAUCUCGGAUGGACAUCUUCUUCGUCUAUGAGGCAUUUGCCGUGGCGUUACUGAUACUGCAAAAGCAGGACCCUUCAAGGAUCCCUACCUCAUUGGCUGAUCGAUAUCACCAGACAGCCCUCAAAGGCCUGGUCGACGCUGGUCUGCCGAACGAUUUGGAGGGCGUGCAAUCACUUCUGCUUCUUGCGCAGUACUCCUAUCACCACCCCAUAGCCUGGACAGUCUGGAAGACAAUUGGUGCUGCUCUUCGUCUUGCGGUCGAAGUGGGCCUCCAUCAAGAUCCACCUGCGGGCACGAUGGACUGCCUCACGUUGGACAAUUGGAGGAGGACAUUUUGGGUUGCAUAUGCGAUGGACAGAAAUGUUUCCGUCGCCCUGGGCUUGCCGCUGUGUCUCUCUGAUGGUGCUAUCACUGCAAAGUUCCCAAGUCAAGAAAAUGAUGAAUGCAUCACGCCAGAUGGCAUAAACGUGGUCGACGAAAAUGCACCAAAGCCGAAACGUGUCAGCAUCCACGUCUUCCGCUACCGGAGAAUCCAGUCAGAAAUGCAAACAGUCCUAUACGAGAAUCCAUCUGUGGCAGCUUGUCCUACGAUGGACCUGUGCCGAUGGCAGGAACAAAUGCACAACCGCAUUCAAUGCUGGUACAACGACACGCCACGUCGGGAAACUCUGACGGAUCGUGAAAGAAAGAACCUAGAAAACUUUGAACUCACCUAUCAUCGGGCAUUGUUGUACCUGUAUCGGCCCUCACGAAACAUUCCAUCCCCGCUUGAAUCGUCACUGCUGGCAGUUGCAGAGGCUGCCACCCACAUGAUUCGCCUGUACCCUACAUUCUUCCGCGAGCACCGGCUGACAAUAUACUGGCAAGCCGUGGAGAAUCUACUCUCUGCUGGCACAGCGCUGCUGUACAGCUAUGUCGAUUCGCCCCAGUGCUGUGGGGAAUGGUUGAGCAUUUUCCUGAUUUCAAAGGAAAGCGUGACGCCUUUGACAUUGUCUCAUCAAGGAUACUGGCAGAUCUGA